UUCUAAUUACAAUGGAAAUGGGCCGGAUCCCUGGCACAGUCUCUCUCUUUCACCUACAGCCGAAAACAUUACCCAGUCUGUUUCUCUAUGUAAAUUUUCAAAAUCUAUAAAGUACAGCCCACCUGCCUCCGCUAUUCAGCCCCCAGGCCCGUUCUUCGUGGAGAGACUGCGACAUGCCUUGCAUAUUUAAUCCUGGCUACAUCGGUCCCGAUCCGCCAUGCUGCGACACCGACUGUUUGGAGGAAAACAACUGCCCCAACCCGGCCUGCGAUGUUUGUCCGGAGGUGCAGCUGCCAUGCUGCAGUCCCGCCCGUCCGAAGAAGGAGCCGGAGAAGGACAAACCCAAGGAGGAGCGGAAAUCCAAACCUUAGAAGGGAUGCUACCAGACUGAUGCCUCAAGAAGGACUCGGAUUUCCGGAGUGUAUUUAUUUUCCAAUAAUAUAAUGAAAAAUAAACACAUUUAUUUAGAUCAGA
Molecule: messenger RNA, 474 nt
Organism: Drosophila bipectinata
Lineage: Eukaryota; Metazoa; Arthropoda; Insecta; Diptera; Drosophilidae
Source: RefSeq, a predicted model, not a curated record